This is a messenger RNA of Caenorhabditis remanei, 1158 nucleotides long. RefSeq lists its product as uncharacterized. The transcript is spliced from 8 exons. Gene Ontology annotation, cellular component: membrane. Gene Ontology annotation, molecular function: metal ion transmembrane transporter activity. The coding region runs from base 1 to 1158 and encodes 385 amino acids. The record is from RefSeq and is a predicted model, not a curated record. NCBI's taxonomy places the organism in Eukaryota, Metazoa, Nematoda, Chromadorea, Rhabditida, Rhabditidae. Gene Ontology annotation, biological process: transmembrane transport; zinc ion transport.
AUGGAGGGCAUCAGCUUCUUGUUAAUACUCUCGACUGCGAUGUUCUUUGGUAGUUGGAUAGCUGGUUCUAUACCCCUGAUGUUCAGUUUAUCAGAAUCUCGCAUUCGGUUAGUGAGUAUAUUCGGAGCCGGAUUGCUUGUGGGUACUGCACUAUCCGUUAUUAUUCCAGAAGGUGUUGAAGCAUUGUAUGGAGCUCAGUGCGCCGUCAGUCACCACAACCAUGUACAUGAGAAUCCGGCUGCCGUACAGGUCGGAGCGAUCGCGAAUCCUGCCGAGGCGAAGCAGAUUUUAGAAAAUGCGAAAGACAAGGAAGACAAUCUACCAAGAAUCAUCCCUCAAAAUGCAGUAUUGAAUGAAGCCAUCGGAAGAGUCGUCCGCUCGCCAUUAGAGGAGGAUGUAUUGAAUCGAACGAAACGGGAUGCAGUAAUAGAAACGCACUCAAACAAUGAGCAAACCGAAAAAGAACACGAAGGGCAUGGAGAACAUGAAGAAGAACAUUCUCAUGGACACGGAAAUGUUCAUUCUCAAAUAGGUUAUUCUUUAGUACUUGGUUUCGUGUUAAUGCUGCUUGUCGAUCAAAUCGGAAGCGCCACUGUAGCCAGAAAUGAUCGAGCAGGAAGAAGUCGAAUUGGAAUCUCUGCAACGAUCGGAUUGGUAGUUCAUGCCGCAGCCGAUGGAGUCGCUUUGGGCAGUGCAUCAGUAAUCAACAAGUCUGAUGUUCAACUCAUCGUUUUCGUUGCUAUCAUGCUCCACAAAGCUCCAGCAGCUUUUGGACUCGUCUCAUUUCUUCUGAUGGAAUCCAUCGACCGACGAGCGAUACGCAAACAUCUCAUUGUGUUUUCAGCUGCUGCUCCAGUAGCUGCACUUGUCACAUUUGCCAUAAUUAUGCAUAUGGGCGAGUCAAUGCGGUCGGAAUCGUCGACAGGUGUACUCAUGCUAUUCUCAGCUGGCACAUUCCUCUACGUGGCUACAGUGCACGUGCUUCCAGAACUGGCAAAUAACAAACAAACUGAAUAUUCACUCGUCGUCGAUGCCACGUCACCAUCUUCAAUAGGUCAUUCUCAUUCCUCCGGGCCUAGUUAUACUCUCAAAGAGCUUUUGUUAAUAAUCAGUGGAGCUAUAGUUCCUGCUAUUCUUGCAUCUGGUCACUCUCAUUGA